Salvelinus namaycush (lake trout) is the source of this 1563-nucleotide messenger RNA. RefSeq names its product inactive dipeptidyl peptidase 10-like. Gene Ontology annotation, biological process: proteolysis. Gene Ontology annotation, molecular function: dipeptidyl-peptidase activity; serine-type peptidase activity. The coding region runs from base 1 to 1563 and encodes 520 amino acids. NCBI's taxonomy places the organism in Eukaryota, Metazoa, Chordata, Actinopteri, Salmoniformes, Salmonidae. The record is from RefSeq and is a predicted model, not a curated record. The transcript is spliced from 18 exons.
AUGGCAGUGGCACCUUGUAACAAGGCGGGCCAACCAAACCCCACAGUGAAGUUAUACGUGGUGAAUUUGUACGGGCCGACCCAUACACAGGAGCUCACACCACCAGACAGCCUCAAAAUAAGGGAGCACUAUGUAGCCAUGGUCAAGUGGAUCAGUAAAACCAAGACAACGGUCAGGUGGAUGAGCCGUGCCCAGAAUGUGUCAAUCCUGACCGUGUGUGACACCACCACAGGAGCCUGUGUUAAGAGGCAUGAGGAGACCUCAGAGCUCUGGCUUUCCAAGCAGAACCAGGAACCAGUGUUCUCCAGGGACGGCAGCAGAUUCUUCCUGACGGUGCCCGUCAAGCAAGGCGGGCGCGGAGAGUUCCAUCACAUCGCCAUGUUCACCACACAGUUCAGAGCAGAUCAAAAUGAAGUCCGCCAUCUUACAUCAGGGAACUGGGAAGUAACUAAGAUCCUGGCCUAUGAUGAGAGCAACGACAACAUUUAUUUCCUCAGCACUGAAGGCUCACCACGGAGAAGACAGCUUUUCAGUGUGAAGACUGUGGGGUUGUUCCCUCGACACUGUCUGACGUGUGAGCUAAAUAAGGCCCACUGUCUGUUCUUCGAUGCUGAGAUAAACCCCAGUGAUCAGCACAUCCUCCUCCACUGUAAAGGUCCGGGAGCACCCACUGUGAUCUUACACAGCCUCAAUAAUUCCAAUUACUACAUCCUUGAGAACAACUCUUUACUGAAGGCAGCUUUGAAGAUCAAGAGGAUUCAAAUGACGGACUUCAGAACAAUCCAGAUGGAACAUUUUGAUCUGCCUUUGAAGAUCUCCUACCCACCAGACUUUUCUGAAUCACGUCACUAUGGCCUGCUUCUGGUAGUCGAUGGCUCCCCCGGUGGCCAGGCUGUGAGCGACCGAUUCAUUCUGGACUGGGACUCGGUUCUGGUCAGCUCGGAUAACAUCAUUGUGGCUCGUCUAGACGGCAGAGGGAGUGGCUUCCUGGGCCAGAGGGUUCUACAUGAGGUCCACCAACGUUUGGGGACAGUAGAGGUGCAGGAUCAAAUCACAGCUGUGGAAUACAUGUUGACAUUCCCGUACAUUGAUCGUACACGGAUAGGAGUAUUUGGGAGGGGCUAUGGUGCCUAUAUUACAUUAAUGAUGCUCAAAUCAACAGACAGCCUGUUAAAAUGUUCCGUAGCAAUGUCCCCAGUCACAGACUGGAAACUAUAUGCAUCAGCAUUUUCUGAGAGGUACCUCGGCAUGCCAUUACGGGACGACAGCAGAUAUCAGUUCUCCAGUGUGUUGCAGAACGUCCAGCCACUGAGGGAACAGACUCUGAUGCUUGUACACGGCACAGCAGAUGCCAAUGUCCACUUUCAGCAUACUGCUGAGCUCAUCAAGAACCUUGUGAAAGUUGGAGCAAACUACUCGAUGCAGAUCUAUCCAGAUGAGGGUCAUUUCCUGUCCCAGAGAAGUAGGCUGCACCUCUUUGCCUCGCUCACCAGCUUCUACAGGGAGUGUCUCAAGGAAGAGAUCCUACCGCUGCCCGAUGAUGAUGAGGAGGAGGAAGAGUAG